AUGCUGGGAGCAAUACUCUUCAACAUCCUCGUCAUCACCACCAUCCUACGUGUACGUAGUCUGAGACAGAACCAUCAUAACAUGUUGGUCCUCAACCUAUCUGUGGCGGAUCUUGGUGUAGCGCUGACCAGUAUGACGUUCUCAUUGGUAUCUGUCUUUGAUAGUGGACAUUUCUUAACAACACAUGACGGAGUGUGCAAAAUGAACGGAUUCUUCUCCAUCAUGUUCUCCUUCACCAACUUUGCCGUCAUUCUCUCCAUCGCCACUGACCGUCUCCUCAUCGUCGUUCUAUCGCGGCGUUUUCCUCCAAAUCGACGUCGUAUCUAUGUGAUGGUCGUCGCGUCCUGGCUCGUAGGAAUCGGCAUCGCAUCCAUCGCGGCGGCCGGUUUCCUGAUCGACUACGAAUACGACGAAAGCACGAAACACUGCACUCGUCUCUGGGAAAGCGACAUUUUCCGGAUCAGCUGCAGUGCUUUUUAUCUAGGAUUAACCAUCCCAGGUCUGAUCGCCAUGUACGUCAUCAUCGCUUACUUCAUUCGGAAGAAGGGCUUGAGUCUUCAAACAACAGGAAGACGUUUGUCAGAUUCGGCUGAAAACGACGGAGACAUCAGCGCCAGUACAGAGGCACACAGCGCCAGGAACGUCAACGCAACUAGAACGGACAAAAGGGUCACGAUGAAACGUCGACGUCAACGACAUGAAUCCCAUAAACGUGUCAUUCUCAUGGGUAGGUAG
This is a messenger RNA of Strongylocentrotus purpuratus (purple sea urchin), 735 nucleotides long. RefSeq names its product melatonin receptor type 1A-like. The record is from RefSeq and is a predicted model, not a curated record. Gene Ontology annotation, cellular component: membrane. Gene Ontology annotation, molecular function: peptide binding; G protein-coupled receptor activity. Gene Ontology annotation, biological process: G protein-coupled receptor signaling pathway. Bases 1 to 735 code for a protein of 244 amino acids. The transcript is spliced from 3 exons. NCBI's taxonomy places the organism in Eukaryota, Metazoa, Echinodermata, Echinoidea, Camarodonta, Strongylocentrotidae.